CUCCAGUCUCCAGCACAACUGUCCAAGGCAACUCCGGGGGAGGGGAACGAAACGCAUCCGGCGGAGCUACCAUGGCGUCGUCGCCGCAGCAAGGCCAAGGCCAGGCCCAAGGCGGCGGCGGCGGCGGCGUCUGCCCGGCGGAGCAGUUCUGGUCGCUGCUGGACAAGGCGGACCGGCGGUUCGCCCGGGUGCGGGACCUGCCCCUCUUCGGCCGCCAGGAGCCCGCGGAGUACGGCAAGGCCUUCCGCAUCUACACCCAGCUUUGGCGCAUGCAGCAGGAGCACCGCCACCGCCUCCUCGACGCCGGCCUCCGCCGCUGGCAGGUCGGCGAGAUCGCCGCCCGCAUCGCCCACCUCUACUACUCCCAGUACCAGCGCGCCUCCGACACCGCCCUCCUCUCCGAGGCCUUCGUCUUCUACCACGCCGUCCUCGACCGCGCCUACUUCCUCGACGACCACCUCGGGGCCUCCACCAAGCACCUGCGCUUCCUCGCCAGGUUCCUCCUCGUCGCGCUUAUCCUCUCCCGCCGCGCGCAGACUGUGCCCCGCCUCGCCGGCCAAAUCCGGUCGCUCCUCGACGAAUCCAAGAAGACCCUCCAGGAAGCUGAUUACAGGGAGUGGAAGCAUGUCGUGCAAGAAAUCACGAGGUUUCUAAAGGCUGACUCGCCCUUCAUGAACAAGAGACCUCUCAGGUACAGCUAUGCAUUCGAUCCUCCCCCGGAAACUCUUCCGACCAUCCCACCUACAGUCAAAAAGCGCGGUCUGCUCUUAAGCGAUGCCAUCCUGUGCAGCUACUAUCAUAACGAGGUCAAAUUUACCGACCUCACUCUAGACACAUUCAGAAUGCUUCAGUGUCUUGAAUGGGAACCAUGUGGCUCCUUUGCACAAAACAAUGGUUACAGCGCCCAUGAUGAAAGUGGGCAAAAUCACCCCAAUCUCCUGAAAGAUCUGAGAGACGCUGCGUUGCCCCCGAACCCACUGAAAACAGUUCUCUAUCGCCCCUCGGUGCCACAUUUCCUGAAGGUCCUUGCCACCAAAUGUGAGGAGCUCCCAUUGAAUACUAUGAUGUUGAUAUACCUUUCGGCUGCAGGCGAGGUGGGAUCCUCUGGACUUGGUCCCGAUACAAGCGAGAGGGUUGUGAACAGCUUUAGUCAGUUUGACAUAUCUAAUACCAGGGCCGUCACUUCAAAGGAAGAUAAAGAACCAUGUCUUUGGUUAGGUUGCCGUGAAGGUGAAGGCUCAAACUGCAUAUACCCUUGUGAUAUGAUCCCGUUUACAAGGAGACCUCUCUUUCUGGUGAUUGACAGUAACAUCAGCUAUGCAUUUAAGUCAAUUCAUGGGGCUGAAAAAGGGGAGACAGCUGCCAUGUUACUUUCUCCAAGCUCCCGAUCUUGCGCUGUAGGAUUCAGUGGGGACUCUACUCGGCAGAGUGGUAGUCAAUUUACUAUGUUCCUCACAGCUCCAGUGCAAGCUUUCUGCUUUCUGAUCGGCAAUAAUGGGCUGGACAUUAUUGACAACGAUUAUAACAAAGCCGAGGAGCUACUAUCCUUGUCAUUGAAUGAAUGGGCUAUGACUUUGGUUGCUUCGUCUUCACUUGACCCUGUCUGGGUUGAAGUUUUAGGCGAUCCACUCCUGAGGCGACUGCUUCUCAGGUUUAUCUUCUGCCGAGCCACGCUUUCGCUGUUCAAAGCGAGCAACGAUAAGGCGGAAUGCUUGCCAAGCUGUGUGCCUCCAUUGCCGGAAUCGGUUGGGGGAGAAAGCAUGCUGUCGCAAUGUUGUGUGAUGCGAGUGGCAUCUUUCUUGGGCGCCGCUGACCAAUUCUCGUUCGCCGAGGUUACUACAUGGCCUGACAUUGAUGAGCCCACCAGCAGUGGAGGUGUCGACAAAGAGUUAUGAGGAGAAGAUCCAUCGACCGUAUCAUGGACCCAUUUCUCCUCGAUGCCGCUCUUGAGAUUUCUUCCUCCUGAACUGCUAGUAACAGUUGUUGAUUUGUGAGCUCCCGUGGUACAAAGCGAAAGUUAUAUAGCACAAUUCACCCCAGUGUGACAUUAGUGAAAUUUGACUAGAGAAUAAACUCGAGUACUUGAUUGAUCUUGUAAAAUCGAAUGGUGAGAGCUGCGACUGAAUUUUGACAUCGCGAGCAAAAUUAUCGAA
Triticum dicoccoides is the source of this 2153-nucleotide messenger RNA. RefSeq names its product protein SCAI-like. The transcript is spliced from 9 exons. Gene Ontology annotation, biological process: DNA-templated transcription. The coding region runs from base 72 to 1895 and encodes 607 amino acids. The record is from RefSeq and is a predicted model, not a curated record. Gene Ontology annotation, molecular function: transcription corepressor activity. Lineage: Eukaryota; Viridiplantae; Streptophyta; Magnoliopsida; Poales; Poaceae.